Prunus armeniaca (apricot) is the source of this 525-nucleotide messenger RNA. Lineage: Eukaryota; Viridiplantae; Streptophyta; Magnoliopsida; Rosales; Rosaceae. The record is from the annotation of a GenBank genome assembly.
AUGGCACACAAGGUGAUUCGCCGAGGGUAUUUUUGGCCGACCAUAAACGCGGAUGCCAAACGCCUUGCCACAUCUUGCCGCCCUUGCCAAAUAUUCGCAAACAUACCUCAUCAACCACCUGAGCACCUCACUACCAUGACCAGCCCUUGGCCAUUCGCACAAUGGGGACUGGAUUUGAUCGGGCCUAUGCCUAAAGGGAAAUGGCAAACUACUCAUGCAGUCGUUGCUGUUGAUUACUUCACUAAAUGGGCAGAGGCAGAACAAUUGGCCACCAUUACGGCCGUAAAGGUGCAGAGCUUCAUCUGGAAAAAUAUCGUCUGCCAUUUCGGUAUCCCUCACACUCUCAUCACGGAUAAUGGCAAGCAAUUCGACUGCAAAAAAAUCCACGAUUUCUGCUCUGAUCUCAAAAUCAAUCUUCGUUUCUCCUCCCCAAUGCACCCACAAGCAAACGGCCAGGUUGAAGCCAUGAACAAACUCCUCAAACGAACGCUCAAGAAAAAUUUGGGGGCUAAGAAGGUUGCCUAG